AAGGUAACUCGCCCUGCCUGCCUAUCAGCGGAUAACAUCGUUACCAGACAAAAACUGUUUGGUCUUAGCUCCAACGAAAGGGCGCCACAGAACCUCCAUGGCCCUCACCGCCCAUCUCUCCUUCCCUCUUCUACUUCCAUGUUAUCGUCACCACGCCCACCUCAACCCCAACCCCAACCCCAACCCAACUCUCUCCUUCGGAAGAAGUAGAAUCAGGGCUGUUGGGAGCGGUGACAUGCUGGGUGACUUUGGGGCGAGGGACCCCUUCCCAGCAGAGGUUGAGAGUCGUUUUGCAGAGAAGGUACUGGGCAACGCAGGCACCGACCACAAGAUCCUUAUCCCCAAUCUCUCCGCUCUCUCUCUUUCCCAGCAGCAGUGCAUCCCUCUUUCUCCUUUCCAAGUCCCCUUCACCGCUGAUGAGGCUCAGAAGCUCUUGAAAAAGGUGGUUGGCUGGAGACUACUAGAUGAAGAAGGUGGGCUUAAACUACAAUGCUUGUGGAAGUUGAGAGAUUUCAAAUGCGGGGUUGAACUCAUCAAUAGGAUUUAUGAGGUUGCAGAAGCUGCAGGGCAUUAUCCAAAUCUCCACUUGGAACAACCCAAUCAAGUUAGAGCUGAACUUUGGACAGCUUCCAUUGGGGGAUUGAGUAUGAAUGAUUUCAUUGUAGCAGCCAAAAUAGAUGAGAUAAAAACUUCGGAUCUUGUCCCCAAAAAAAGAAUUUGGGCCUAGUUGAAGUGCUAUGUUGCUUGCCUGAAGAACCCCCAAAAACUAUCUUGCCAUUAGGGUUUUCCAAUGCCGUAAUGUCAUUCUUUAUGAGAAAACGUGUAUAAUUAUCGUUGGUUUA
Messenger RNA from Alnus glutinosa, 842 nucleotides. Its product is annotated as probable pterin-4-alpha-carbinolamine dehydratase, chloroplastic. Lineage: Eukaryota; Viridiplantae; Streptophyta; Magnoliopsida; Fagales; Betulaceae. The record is from RefSeq and is a predicted model, not a curated record. Gene Ontology annotation, cellular component: plastid. Bases 98 to 727 code for a protein of 209 amino acids. Gene Ontology annotation, biological process: tetrahydrobiopterin biosynthetic process. The transcript is spliced from 3 exons. Gene Ontology annotation, molecular function: 4-alpha-hydroxytetrahydrobiopterin dehydratase activity.